Polistes canadensis is the source of this 2623-nucleotide messenger RNA. RefSeq lists its product as uncharacterized. NCBI's taxonomy places the organism in Eukaryota, Metazoa, Arthropoda, Insecta, Hymenoptera, Vespidae. The record is from RefSeq and is a predicted model, not a curated record.
AGAAGUCGGUCCAGUUAUCUACGCGAUACAGCCUCGUACGGACGUACGAAGGAAAAUUCUCAUCUCGUUGUUAACGCGAGAUUUGAGAGGGAAAGUGUAACAGAGAUAGAUAAAUAGAUAAAUAGAUAGAAAAGUUUUGGCGCGAAAAAAUUUUGAAAUCAAACCAAAAAAUAAUAUUCCUUUAAAUUCCCCCCCGGAAAAAAAUUAUUAAAAGAAAUAACUUCAAAAAAAAGAAGAGGAAGAAAGGGAUCAUCAUCUCAACGGUGGAUCCAAAGAAGAUUAAUUUCCACGCACCGACAGCAACGUCAACAACUGAUUUUUCAACAGUAACCGGCGAUAAGUAUAACAACGAAGCUGGCACUCUCCAAUAUGUCGCUGUUCGCGUGUUGUACACGUCCGAGUCAACGAAGAGUCGAGGAAACUCGUCAGCAAGCAUUGACGAAAGAACCGCCAGAAAUCUCAUGGGAAAAUACAUUGGGCGCACCUAAUGGUGUCCCAUUCGACGAAGACACUAAAGAACUUCUUAAGAAUUGCUUGGACGUUUCGAUACCACCACAGACAACCAUAACGGAGAUCAUCAAACGAAGUUCUACCUUUCCCAUCAAUUUUCCGAUAAACACCGUAAGGUGUUCGGCCUUGAGAGACAAAGGUGUGAGUGCUGACGUAUUGGAGUUAAAUGCAAACUCAGCUUACCCGUUGAUUCAUGAAGCAAUGUUACCGCUCAUAGCAAGAUGGUUAAAACACAAAAGACAAUACGGUAGUGCGAUAGAAAGAGUACUUUACAAAGAAAUGGGUCUUAUAGAAUUGAUUCAACGAUUACUAGAAAAAAGGGCCGUAACUUUCGUCGACUCGCAGGAUCAUUACAAACUCAUUGAUGGAAAAACUGGUGUUAAUGGUUGGGAAAGUGUUGGAACUGAUUACGAAAAGGAACCAUUGAUAUGGUCCAAACGUUGAAGGUACUACGCAAGAAAAACGUGGUCUAAGAAUAAUAUGGGCAAAUUUUUAUGGUGAAAUCUAUAAUCCGCUUUACGAAGAAACGGUUAAACGUAUCAAAUCUAAAGACAAUAAAAGAUAUCUCUCACUUUCAAGUCAGACAGUUUUCGAUAUUGAAAAUUACAUGAAAAGAACAUUACUUUCCGUUGAAAUAAUAUUAUUGGAAGCUAAUACAAGAGCCGAGAAGCAAAACACGACUGCAUUUCUUCACGUUGUAGGAUUCGGUCUUGGUGUAUGGAAAAUAAUACAGGAUCAAGAAAUUUAUUUUUUAAAAACGUUUGAAAUAGCAAUCAGAAAAAUGAACAAAAAAUUGAAAUUCGUAACGGAUGUUAUGUUCGCAUACUUCAGAACCCAAAAAUGUGGUAAUACAGGAAACGGAGAUUAUCUCGGAGAUAUCAAGAUACAUUUUGCAUUGAAAGAACCCCAUAGUAAACUUUUACGAUCUGCCGAUUCGACCAAAUUAUUGAUCGUAACUUAUGCUUGGGAUGGAAACGCAUUACCAGGAAACGAAUUUUGGAGCGGUAAUUUAACGUCAAGCGGUGAUCCUGCAGCAGCUUGCAGUACUCAAAUUGCAGAAUUACACAAUCCUAUGAUCAAUCCUAGAACUUGUGGUGCAAGUUUGCACGUGGCAUCGGCCGAACACGGAAUUUUGCACAUAUCCGAUUACGCUAGACUUCAUCUUACUUAGGAAAGGGCUGGCCCUACGGGCAGCAGCGGUCAACGAAGACCAUCUCGAUCACCGCGAAGUCAAAGAAGUCGGAGUGCAGAUGUUGAUUGUUUAAAAAAAUAUACCGAAAGAAGAAUAGAAGGUAGAAGGCAUACCGACGUGACCGAUACCACCAAAUUGGAUACCUCAAGAUGGAUACCAUUGGCGAAGAAUAUUUCACGUGGUCAGACGAGUUUUAAAAAAAUUGCACAAGCACAAAUUUCUACGAAAGAUGAAGAAAAACGAGGAUACGAUAAUCUUCCAAUCAAUUCGAAGAACAACGACUCGAUAAAGUGGCAACAAACUUCAUCACCUAAGAUCAAUCACAAUGAAGAAGAUCGUAAAACUAACAACGUACAAAAUCAAAAGGAACUUGAAGAUAAAAACAAAUUUUAUGGUAGACAAGUAGCAGCACGUAGUCGAAGUACCGACGUACCUACUUUUAAAAAAGACAAAUUUACCGAGGAACGAAGACACACCGAUUGCGGUGAUAUCAGAUUUUCCUCAAGAUGGAUACCGCAAAUAAAUAGCGUUAGAUUUCGCGGUGACGCGUCAACCUUUGCCAAAUUCACGAAUUCAUACGAAAUAACGAAAAAUGCAGCAACUAGGUGGAUAACAUUCGCAAAAAAUCCGUCACCAUUUCCAACGCCUCGAAUGAAUUCCGAUAAGAAAACGCAAAUGGAAGAUAAUCCUUCGAAAAAUAGUGAAGAAAUUUCACAGAAAAAAAAAGAAGAAGAUAACAAAACGAUCGAUGCAACCAAGUGGACACCGUUGAGAAAAUUUGCAUCACCCGUACCGUCCGAACGUAAUAAUUCCGAAAACGAGAAAGAACACGAUUCAUCACCGGAUGUUAAUUUAAAUCGUUCGAAAAACAACGAGCCAGUUGAUGCCAUAGACAAAGCUAACAAAUUGACCCAACGAAUG